Prosopis cineraria is the source of this 1129-nucleotide messenger RNA. RefSeq names its product HVA22-like protein a. Bases 335 to 859 code for a protein of 174 amino acids. NCBI's taxonomy places the organism in Eukaryota, Viridiplantae, Streptophyta, Magnoliopsida, Fabales, Fabaceae. The record is from RefSeq and is a predicted model, not a curated record. The transcript is spliced from 5 exons.
GAAGACCACAAAACAAAAGAAAACAAGCGACGAUCAAGGGAUCAACGGUCCUUAGUGAAACAGAUUCGGUGCCUGAAGCCCAGGCCCCAGAGUGGUCCUUCAUUAUGAUCAAGGGAUCAACGCUCGAAAGCAAAUAACCUGUGGCCAGACUUCAGGAUCGCACGAUGUGACUGGCAAUUGGGGUGUACGCUCGGAUGCACAAUAUUCCAUCUCUCACUCCCCCUGGCCACACUCGUUUUGUACACAGCAAACCCCAACCCCCCCUCCCCGGUUCUCUUCGAUCUGAUCGAAAUCCUGGAGUCACAGAUUCACUUCGGCAGAUCAUAGUGUAGAAAUGGCGUCUGGGACUAGAAAUUUCCUCAAAGUGCUUCUCAGCAACUUCGAUAUUCUUGCUGGCCCCUUGAUCAGUCUCGUUUAUCCUUUAUAUGCCUCAAUUAAGGCAAUCGAGAGCAAGUCUCCAGUGGAUGACCAGCAAUGGCUCACUUAUUGGAUUCUCUAUUCCAUGAUCACCCUAUUCGAGCUUACUUUUUACAAAGUUCUUGAAUGGAUCCCUUUCUGGUCAUAUGCAAAGCUGAUCCUAACCAGCUGGCUGGUCCUCCCUUACUUCAAUGGUGCUGCUUAUGUUUACGAGCAUUACGUGAGGCCCUUAUUUGUCAAUCCUCAGACUAUUGUUAAUAUCUGGUAUGUCCCAAGAAAAAAGGACUUCUUCAGUAAGCCAGAUGACAUUCUAACUGCUGCAGAGAGGUAUAUUCAAGAGCAUGGAACAGAAGCAUUUGAAAAUAUGGUCAACAGGGCUGAUAAAUCAAGGAGGAGGAAUGAAGGCUAUACAGCGUAUGAUGAUCAUAGUUAUGUGUACUGAGUAUUGUUUCUUCAAUCAUGUAAAGUGUAAUAUUGUCGCACGUCUUAGAUGAGAGGAUGUGUUUCAUGGACAUUUAGGCUUGGUUCUGUAAUUUGUCUUCUUGUUGUUGUUGGGGAUAGCUGAUUUUUUUUUUUUUUUUUUGGGAGUCCUUGUAUGGUAUUUGUAGUAUGUAAUUAUAUCAGGCUUGGUCAUACAUUUAAAAUCUCAUAGUUGUGACACCUAAGGUAUAUAGAUUAUGGAGUUAGAAAAGCAGAAGCUAUGUUGGUAUUA